Ylistrum balloti is the source of this 1349-nucleotide messenger RNA. RefSeq names its product U6 snRNA-associated Sm-like protein LSm1. Bases 46 to 447 code for a protein of 133 amino acids. The record is from RefSeq and is a predicted model, not a curated record. Lineage: Eukaryota; Metazoa; Mollusca; Bivalvia; Pectinida; Pectinidae. Gene Ontology annotation, cellular component: P-body; Lsm1-7-Pat1 complex. The transcript has 4 exons. Gene Ontology annotation, biological process: deadenylation-dependent decapping of nuclear-transcribed mRNA. Gene Ontology annotation, molecular function: RNA cap binding.
AAUUUAUAGGACAACAUCAGUAAAUGUGAUCCAAAGUUGUUGAAAAUGAGCUAUCUUCCAGGAACGGCGAGUUUAGUGGAAGAAAUAGACAAAAAACUGCUGGUUGUUUUACGAGAUGGAAGAACAUUGAUUGGAUUCCUAAGAAGUAUUGAUCAAUUUGCCAAUCUAGUCCUUCAAAGAACAAUUGAGAGAAUUCAUGUUGGUAAAAAGUAUGGCGAUAUUCCACGAGGAAUCUUUGUUGUCCGUGGAGAAAAUGUGGUGCUUCUUGGAGAAAUAGAUCUGGAAAAUGAAAAUAAUCACCCACUAGAGGAGGUACCUAUCGAUGAUAUUCUAGAAAUGCAGAGAGAAGAACAGGUACAAAAACAGCAGGCAGAGGAGAGAAAGAAAAAAUCCAUGCUGGAACAAGGGCUACAACCACAUUCAGAAAUGCAUGAAGAAUACCUCUGAUACGAAAUGGACAGGGGUGUGCAGGGAAACUGAGAAUUGUAAACAUGGACAAAUUUCUUUUUAAGGGUGUUAUCGAUCAUUCAUAUUGACAAAAAUGUCUCAUUUUUCUCAUUUUUAGAUUUUGAAAGUUACCAGUCCAAGGGAGAUAACUUUGACAAUAUAAAACAUUUCAAAAAGUUAUUGAUAGCAAAGGUAUGUCGGAGGUGUAUUGUACAUUUGCUUGUAAACACCAAUCUGAAAAUAUCAUUCAAUACUUAAGUACAUGAACAUUUCAUAUUCAUCAUCAACUUACAUUGCUGGAUAAUGUAUGGGAUUUUAAUUUCUUCCAUUUUUCCAAAAACGAUUUUUCAUUCAGGAUUUGAAAUUGUCCUUAAGUUGCAAAAAGGAUAUUCAUGAUUAAUUUUAGAAAGCUUGAGCUUCUUUCAAAAUAUUAUAAUUUGUAACUUUCUAAUUUACAGGAAUUUGUGAAUUUUUUGUUGGAGUAUGUGGUAUUUUGUGUAUUUUUCUAUAUUUUUUAUUAUCAUUCACAAUCAAAGGAUCAAUCAUUAGUUUGUAGACAGGAAGCGUAAGUACAGUUUGCUCCGUUAGAUAGGAGUCUGUUAUUUUGAGCUUCACACAUAUACAAAUUAAAGUUAUUGUCCCGUUAGAUAGGGUGAAAUAUAUGAUCCGAAGCGUUCAUUUUUUUCUUAAAAUUUUGUGCAGUAGAUUGUGUACAAAUUAAUGGAACUGAUCCGUUAAAUAGGAGAUAAGUUCUUAUUGAUAAUGUAUUUUUCAAGCGUAUUACAGUCAUGUUGUGUACUCUGCUGAAAUUUGCAAUGUAUUAUCAUAUGAUUUGUGUCCUAAGUAUGCUAUUUGUCUUCAAAGAUUUGGUACAGAGACAAAUAAAUGAUAUCAACCAUACA